Molecule: messenger RNA, 453 nt
Organism: Aegilops tauschii subsp. strangulata
Lineage: Eukaryota; Viridiplantae; Streptophyta; Magnoliopsida; Poales; Poaceae
Source: RefSeq, a predicted model, not a curated record
AUGUCCACGCAUGCCGUCGCCCCGCAGCCACGCUCGCUGUUGCUCCCGUGCGCCACCGCGCGCAUCGCCGCUCCGGGCCGAGGCCGCUUCCACCCUUCUCCAUCCAACCGCCCCCGGCUCGCGUCUCGAGCUGCUGCUGCCGCCCCCUGCCUCUGCAGCUUGUCGUCCCGCACUCCGUCACGAGGUCGCGCCUCCUCCCCUGCCUGCUGCUGCAGCCGCCUAUUCCCCGCCUGCGCGCGUACCCCGGCGCCGCUGUCCGCCGCGGCCCGCUCCCAGCUGCGCCCGCUCGCCUCCAGUGCUCGCCCGCCCGCGCUGCGCCCCUGCUCGCGGUGCGCGCCCUGCCGGCCGUGCCCGCUCGCUGCUCGCUGCCUCGCUGUCGUGCCGCGCUUGUCGCUACCGGCCGCCCCAGGCGACCCCCGACAGCGCCACACCAAGCCUCUCCCCGCCUGCUGA